Molecule: messenger RNA, 1488 nt
Organism: Hyaloscypha bicolor E
Lineage: Eukaryota; Fungi; Ascomycota; Leotiomycetes; Helotiales; Hyaloscyphaceae
Product: putative 37S ribosomal protein S5, mitochondrial
Exons: 2
Coding region: 55-1365 (436 amino acids)
Biological process (GO): translation
Cellular component (GO): ribosome
Molecular function (GO): RNA binding; structural constituent of ribosome
Source: RefSeq, a predicted model, not a curated record
AGCAGCAUUGAGCCAUUGGAAGCUUCUUGGAGGACUGCAAAUACCACGACAGUGAUGAGCGUCUUCCGGCCUGUAAGAUGUCUCUUCUCCGGCUCCUCGAUACGCUGUUCGCGACCACGAGUGCGAUGUCGAAACUUCCACACAUCCCUUAACCUCUACGAACAGCGACGGCCUCAAUUCCCUGGCGCGAAAGCUUCUAAGAUGGACCUCAUUGAUCAAGAAAGCUCUGAGAUGGAGAUUCCUGAUCCGGAGGACAAAAACUUCAAGGAAUAUACCAGUGAGGAGUUGGAAGCUCUGGAGAAGAGGUAUACACCUGGGCAGAUCAAGGCGAUCCUGGCUGGAGAGGCUGCAAUCGAUGUCGAAGAUCUCGAAAGGCGCGGUGUGAUUCGCACAGAUAUUGGUGGGCUCCCGUACUUUGAUGAUCUGAGUAAACUACGACCUGUGGUGGAUAGGGACCAGCUUUACGAGGGACCAAUUGAUCCAAAUGCCAGACGCAUGACCGACAAAGAGUUCAGCGACGCUUGGCAGAAGGAGUAUGACCAGGCAGUGCGCGAAGCGGAAAUGCCUCCACCGAAGACAGAAGAGGAGGCCGAAGAUCGAAAAGAAAGGCUGACAGGUUCCGAUCGGAUUGCGUGGAUGAAAGCAGACGACAGGGUACCCCAUUACAUGGGCACAAAUGGCCCAAUACCGAGAGCGCACACUCCUUCCAUGCUUGCUCCUGGCCUACCUAGAACGUUCUUGAACGAUGAACAACCCAAGGCUCAAGUCAAGAAAGAGGAUGACGAGGACGAUGCGGAUCCACGAGAUCCCGAGGGGGUUUACAAUCGAUUGAUCAAGCAGACUGGUCUGACAUUGGAUCAGAUCCUGGAAUACAAGGUCAAAAUAUUGGUCCAGCAUCGGGUUGUCAAUCAAACGCGAUUGGGGAAGAUUGCGAGUGUUUACUGUCUUGCUGUGGCUGGGAAUGGAAAUGGCAGACUCGGUAUCGGAGAGGCGAAAGGACAGGAGACCGAGGAGACCUCAAGCAACGCCAAAAUCGCUGCUAUCCGUAGCAUGCAACCUAUUCCUCGAUAUGAAGAACGAACAAUAUUUGGAGAAGUUGAAGGAAAAGUAUCUGCCGCAGAAGUAAAGCUUAUGUGCAGACCACCAGGGUUUGGUCUACGCUGUCAACAUCUCAUCUUUGAAAUGGCUAGAGCGGCAGGAAUCCAUGAUCUCGCCGCAAAAGUACCGCGAUCUCGAAACAAGAUGAAUACCGUGAAAGCUACAUAUCAAGCGCUGCUCAAGCAAAGGAUACCGGACGAGAUAGCACGGGGGAGGGGGAAGAAACUUGUAGAUGUACGGAAAGUGUAUUAUGCAGGCCGUGUAUAAAUGUAGAUAUCAUGUAUGUAUGAGUACGGGACUUGCAUAGAAAGGCGUAGAAUAGCAUGAAGCAGAGUCAAGGCACGGUGUCUUGCAAUUGUCCACCCCUAUCUUCCUAUCCCUGGGUAUCAA